AUGGCGUCCGUCAAGCCGCCUUCUGCGGCGGGAACUGCCCGCGCCACCGCAAAUCCCGGAGCCGCAGAAACGGCGUCGGCUAGCCAAUACACGGAGUUUAAAGCCCAAACUUGGUACGACGUGCAGCGGAACGCGCCCGCUGGAAGCAGUAGUGAUCUCCGCGGCGGCGCAGGCGCGGGCGCGGGCGCAGGCGGAGCGGAAGGCCGAGCAGCGGCGGAGGGUUUUUCCGCGGAGGCAGUGCUCCGCCAGGCGGAGCAGCAGGCGGCGGAGCGCAGGCGCGGCGCAAGGCUGCGCGCCGCUCCCCCCGUGUAUUUCUUUCCGCGGAGAUCGUGGGGUGUGACUAUAGCGAAAUACGGCGCGGUUGUGGCAGCGGGAUUGGCGGCGGGAAUGGCGCUAGAGACGUGGAUUCGACAAAAAGUGGCAGAGGACGGUGGCUAUGUGAUGGGGAAGAAGGGAGCAGCAAAGCAUUAG
Molecule: messenger RNA, 471 nt
Organism: Closterium sp. NIES-65
Lineage: Eukaryota; Viridiplantae; Streptophyta; Zygnematophyceae; Desmidiales; Closteriaceae
Source: the annotation of a GenBank genome assembly